Ochlerotatus camptorhynchus is the source of this 8795-nucleotide messenger RNA. RefSeq names its product trailer hitch (gene tral). The record is from RefSeq and is a predicted model, not a curated record. Bases 611 to 2500 code for a protein of 629 amino acids. Gene Ontology annotation, biological process: P-body assembly; cytoplasmic stress granule assembly. Gene Ontology annotation, cellular component: P-body. The transcript is spliced from 9 exons. NCBI's taxonomy places the organism in Eukaryota, Metazoa, Arthropoda, Insecta, Diptera, Culicidae. Gene Ontology annotation, molecular function: mRNA binding.
UUUCGCUGUUUUCGUACGAUUUUACACACUUUUCCAAACUUUGGCGGUUGGAAAAAAGGUCUCUCGAUUUAUCCGGCUGUUGGUGAUUGAUUGGGGAUUUGGUGAGCUGUGCGUUCGCCGCUGUCGGACGAGCCGUUUCCUCGUUGCAAACACCAUCAGUUGCGAUCAUCGCAUCAUCAUUACCGUCAUCGUCAGCAAGUGUGCUGUGUGGUAGUAAAAUCAGCAGACUGCUAGCGGCAGUCGUCCAUCUUUGAAUCGUCGUAAAAGCAGCCUACUAUUCACUGUGUGACUGGCUCUCGUUUUCAAUCGCUCGUUCGCGUUCAUGUUCGCAUUCGUACGCCGUAAAGUGCUGAAGAAGGAUCUCGGAGUUUCGGUCGGAGUGAAAGCCUUCGAAAUAGAAGUGCGGAGUGUGUGUGUGAAGAAGUGCAGUGUGGAUUGAAGGGAAAAUUUUCCUACCUUUCUUUUUUUUUUCUCCAUUUCGAAUGGUCGCAGUUUGUGCGAAAUCAUCAUCGAAGCAGCAAAAUAGUACAUUACAUUAGUUGGAUAAAGUUUCCUGCUGAAGAAAAAGAUUUCCUGCUACGUGAGCAGCUCGGAUUAGCCACCAGCCAAGAUGAGCUGCCCUAUGCCGGAGAUUGGCUCCUGCAUAUCGCUGAUUUCGAAAGCCGACAUCCGAUAUGAGGGCCUGCUGUUUACCGUGGAUCCGGACCGCUGUACCAUUGCCCUAGCGCGAGUAAAAUCCUACGGUACGGAGGAUCGUGAGACGCAGUUUCCGAUCGCCCCGCAGAACCAAUGCUACGAUUACAUCCUAUUCCGCGGGUCCGACAUCAAGGACAUCCGCGUCAUCAACAACAACCCGGUACCGAACGAUCCGGCCAUCAUGCAGAUGCAUCUGCCCCCGCAGCAGUCCCUUCCGCCGAUGCAGGGCAAGCUCGGUCAACCGGGCUUCCAGCCGCAGCCGGGUUUCAUGAUGCCCCCGAUUGGCCCCGGAGGACCCGGCCCGAUGGGUGGCCCACCGCCCGGUCAUCAACCGAUCGGUCAACCAUAUAGCUCGUUCGGCGGACUAAACAAUCUCGGAGGUAUGCUUUCAAACGAUUUGGUUAAUAAGAGUCCAUUCCCUCCCGGUGGGCCGGUCAAUCAAAUGCCAGGGCAGCAGCAGCAGCAACAGCAGGUCCAACCGGGUGGUGGAACCGGCGUUGGUUCUUCGGCGGGUGGGUCUGCCAAGGCACCAGGCUCCGAACUGGUCAGCCUGUUAGGUGCGGAUCCACCGCUACAGCAGCCGACACCACCGGGGCCUGUGGGAUCUUCGGCCUCUUCCGUCAUCGUCGGCAAUGAGCUCAAAGAUCAAGAAUCGGUUCUAGAUUUGAUUGGCGGCGGCGCUGGAGGAGGUGCCGGUACCGGUGCGGCUAGCGGAUCCCGCUCGACGACACCGAGCAAUUUGCUGUCCCGCAAGAGCCCAACGGUCGACAUGGGCGUGCAGACUAAUCAACAACAGCAGCAGCAGGGUAGUACUGGUGGCCAGCAGCAGAACCGUGACGGCAACCGCAGCGGAGGCGACGGUGCCAAUCUGGAUCGAGGCAUGAACCAACGCAAUCGGAACAAUGGCCAACGUAGCCACCACCAGCAGCAGCAGCAACAUCAGCAUCAGCGGGAAAGACGCGAUUCCGGCAAGAUCGAUGGUCAGAUGAAGGAUAACUACAACAAGAACAACAUGCAGAACAAUAUGCAGAGACAAGGAGGAGGAGGCGGGGGAGGAGGAGGAGGUGGUAAUCAGAACCGUGGCUGGCAUAACAAUCGUAUCAAUAACCAGAACAUGAGCAAUAACAUGCGUGGUCGUCCGCGUGGACGUGGAGGUCUACCGCAGGGUGGCAACCGUGCGAAGAAUCUGCUCAAGUUCGAGAACGACUACGACUUCGAGCAGGCCAACAGCAAGUUCGAGGAGCUCCGUUCCCAGCUGUCCAAACUCAAGGUGGGCGAUGAAGCAAAGCCAGAGCAGUUAACUAGCGAAACCUUGGACAAAAAGGAUGACUCCGGCAACGAAACGGGUGCAGGUGACCAUGAGCAGGAAGAGGAAGAAGGCGUGUGCUACGACAAGGCCAAGUCGUUCUUCGAUAACAUCUCGUGUGAAGCGAUCGAGCGUGCCAAGGGCAAGCAGCAGCGUACCGAUUGGAGGCAGGAGCGCAAGCUGAACACCGAAACGUUCGGUGUCGGAUCCACCCGACGUGGAGGCUACAACAGACGUGGCGGUUACUACAACCGUGGUCCGCACAACUACCGCAACAACCAAUACCGUGGCGGUAACAACUACCGGGGACGCAGCAGCGGCAAUCGUCUCAACCAACCCAACGGUCUUCCUCACAACACCAGUCGCCUCAACACCAACCAGCAGCAGCAGCAACAAUCGCAGCAACAGCACCAAUCGCAGCAACAGCACCAGCAGCAGACGCAAGCGCAAUCCCAACAGCAGCAACCAGCCGCCAUAGAGGUUGCAGCGGGCAAAUAAUGCUACAAAACAACUAAGGAUGUACUUUUACUUUUAAAAAGCUGACCAGAGUUCCGUAAAAGCUUAUCACCAAAUAGAAGCAGAUCAAGUAACAGAAAUUUCAGAGCAUGAAGAGACCCUGUUGAGAAGCAACACAACCAGCUAAACUCCCCGUGUAAACGUAGUUGGCAUCCUCCUGUAAGAUUCGGAAACCUUCGAUGGCCGCUUCCUCGCCGCCGAGAGACCCUCCAUCUUCAUCAACUGACAGAAAAGGACAAACUGUGUGAAUCGUUACGGAUUCGAGAGAAGGCGUACGGCAUUGCUCACCUAGGGUUAAAGAAUAAGCAUUCGCAGCGCCACUCGCUGCAAUGGAAGCGAUGGAGAGUGCUCGAAUCUAGAAACCGUAUUUGCCCCUCGUCGCCGCCGCCCACCAAUCUUCGGAGCAUCAGGGAAAACAAAAAACGAGGACAACGUCGAACGUGUGUCCCCACCCCCCAAACUUCCCUUUCCCACGGAUGAUGCCGCCCGAAGACCGCGCUCGGCUGUGGACAGUGGGAAAUACGCACAUAGCUACUUGAAACAAAAUUGAAUACGAAAUUGGAAUCGCCUUCUUUCCCUUCGAUUCAGGCGCCCACCGUGUGUAAAUGUGUUUACGUGUUGAGACGAGAUUUGAUUUUCUAUUGCUGGCAACAGAAAAUAUUGUCAUCGUCGUCGUCGUCAUCAAAUGGAAGAUGAAGUUCCUUUCUACGGCAGGAGAGGGAAAGACAAGCGGCGAGUUCGAGAGUCGACAGAAGGAAUCAGCAGCCAAGUGAAAUCGUGUGUAUGUGUACAGAGUAGUAGUAGGUCAUCACCGGAAGAGGACGGAUGACGGAGAAGCUUAAUAGGUAAAUUUUGAAAAUUGUGGAAAUCUAUUAUACUAAAAGAAGGGGAGCUAGCGCAAAAACAGGAGCGGAACCAAUAUGCAAAGAGGAACUUUGUAGAAUUUGAAGUAGAAGAGAGGUGAAUGGGCAAUUUUUUUUUGCGCAAAGAAUGGAUAUAAUCUUUAAGCUAAUAUUGAAAAGGUGGAUGCUACAAACUAAUAUAACACUCCCUUCAGCCGUAGAGGCGAUCAAAAAGUGUGAAGAAGAAAUGACAAAUUGAAUGAUGCAAGGAGCAAGAAUUUAGGAAUUAGAAGAAACAUCGAUAGAUUUUUGGAUAGAAACGAAGUUCCGAGAAAUGAGAUGAGAGAUGAAUUAGAUAAUUUCAGCGAGAGCCUGAGAGCAGAAUGCCGCCGGAUUACAGUUUAUAAUUAUUCAAGCCAAUAUACAAACGUUAUUGAAAUUGUUAUUCAACUACUGUGUGUGAUAGAGUACUUAGGGAGACGGAAAGGAGAAGACGAAUGCGCGGUGUGGAGAUUUUUCAUUAAUGUUUAGCAAUUUCCUCACUUACUAGUUUUUUUUGCCUUAUUAUUUUCACUUUUAAUUUUAGUUUUUUUUUAAUCUAACCAAAAAUGCAUGUUUUUUCCUUGAAGCGCGAGGAAACUUUUGUGCGGUUGUACCUAGUUUUCUUUAUUUUCCUUCCUACGACUGAUAGUUUGAAUUAAGUAGUUUUGUUUCCGGUCUCCGGCGGGGGAGGGAGCGGGCUCUCGCGACAAGUCCACUCUUAAACUAUAGAAUGUUAUUUCAACAGGUAUACCCGUAAUCUCGCAUAGCAUUUCGGCGGAGAGAAGAUUGUAAAACCGAUUUUUUUUUGGAAGAGAGGAUUGAUUAUGAUGAGAGUGGAAAAUAUGUAAUAUGUAUGAUUACGAUAAUAAUAUUGAAUAAUUAUUAAUAUUAAUAUAUUGAAAAUGGAAGUGGAAACAAGUGGAUUAUAUGAGGAGGAAUCAUUUCGGAAGAAAUGCGUCACGCUGAAAGGAGAAGGGGGUCUAGGGGAACUGUUGUUUGGUAAGGUGAAAGGGCUGUCGUCUGUUGCUCUGGUAGCUGUGUUGUAGAUCUUUAUGAAUACUUCAUGCUUUUCUUGUGUUAAUUGCAAGUAAAUGUUACUGGAUUGUGUAGUAAUGGUUAAGUGAAUUGGUGAUAGACUGGAUGCAUGUUUCGAUGUUUUAUUUGUUUCAUAAAAUGAAUGAGAGCAAUGCAUUCUUGAAAAAAAAAAACUGUUCUUUUUAACUCAGGCAGUCGAACAAACAAUAGAAUUAACUAAUUUACAUUAAUUACUGAUGGUCUCGUAGUUAACAUACGUUCAACAUAGGACCACCAGGCUUGCUGGAGGUUUUAAAACACUCUUGUCCUGCGAGCUCAGUCAGCCCUCAACUCGAGUGAGUGGCGGCAGGAAUAUGGAAGAAGUAAACAAAAGUUUCCCGAGACGGAGGGAGAGUGAACUUCAGCGAGAGGAUAAUUUGACGUGAGGUGUGCUUUUCGAGACUCCGGAUGACUUUGUUCGACGCAAGAAGUUCAGAGUUCACCCAGAGUGAGAGUAAAGCAAACCCCACACGCAUCAAUAUAUUGACGCGAAGGGGAAUUAUUGACAAUAAUAUUGAUGAGGUGAAUUCAGAAAUAUUGUCAAUCUCGAUAUAUUGACGUCAAUAUAGCAUGUAUUGACAAUUGGAGGCGAACCAGCCCAAGGCUGAAAGCCUCAUUAAUAAAGUUAAAUAAUAAUAAUGUAUUGACAAUACGAUUAUUGUCAAUAAAAGCAAUCGUGUAGGGUUCACUUAAGAGCGUGUGAUAGAAAACAUGAACAUGAAUCAAUCUGAACAUUGCAUUAGGGGUCCUAAGUAACAUUGAUCGAUUCUCUUCGUCGACUUUCUCUUUCGUUAAUAACAUGAGCACAUAACCGUUUCUUGAUGUGUUUGUCAUAUUAGAUGCUAGAUAAAAGCUUCUUUUAUCGAUCUGUGUGCUGAAAAUACCUGGGAAUGUCUACAUGGCCGUGGAGAUACAAAGAGAAAGUCGACGAAGAGAAUCUGUCAAUGUUACUUAGGACCUAAUGCAAUGUUCAGCUUGGAAUGGCAGCAAACCUCACUCUCAUUUUAUGACCCUUCGCUCACAAGCUCUGAAGCUCAGUGGAAUGAUUUGGCAGUAGACAUUCUACUUCUCAGAAAAAUGCUACGCUCGGCUCAUUUCAAACUCGCGAGCGAGGCUCCAUCAAGCCUGAGGACCACCAUUGUCGUUCGUCAAUUGAAGAUUGUGAGCACAUUGAAUAAUCCAUUUCCAUAUUCUGUAAUUUAAUUUUUAAUUUAUUUGCGCUCGAAACCUUGAAUCCCAAGUCACCAUUUUUUUUAUAAACAUUGAGCUGUCCAUAAUUAUGAUGCACUGUUCAAAUUAUAAGGUAUGCGAAUAAAACGUUUUUAUUGCAUGAAGUGUGGUAAUUUUGCCUCAAUCCGCGUCUACGAAGCUCAUGUAAUUCUUAACUCCUGUGGGAACUUCCCAUAAGCAACUGUCGGUCUCUGCAUGAAACAUGUCGGAUUGUUCCUUAUUCGGCCACUCCACCGAAAAAUCACAUGUCCUGUGCAUGAAGACGCUAAUAUCAAAAUACUUCAUGGAAGCGUACAGUAACUUCACGGAGCCACAAUCAGGUGAUCAGGAUGCCGUUGCAAAAUGAUGUUUCUAUGUCAGCAAGGUUGAACAAUGCUGCUCCUUUUUGUCUGUAGGAAGCUCACCUCUGGUCACCAUUUGACGAACUAACUUAAGCAUGUCAUGAAGAUCUACCCAUUAAUCUCAGUAGGUUCAUAGAGGUAGCAGUCACACCAUACCAAAUGAAGGAACUUAGACCGUACGAAACCCACAUCGGAGAUGAAUAAAUCUUGGAGGGAGAGAUCCGCCACCCACACAAACACGUACAUGAACAGAACUAGCUAAAUCAUAAACAAAAGAAAGAGCAACCAACUGGGCAUCGACUAAAAACAUAACAAUUAGGGAAAAUCCAGUCGAUCGAGAAACCUUUAUAUAUAAAACUAUUAGUUUACACAACUAGCUCUAACUCGUUUUUUUUUUUAUUAUUUCAUAAGAAACUGUGGAACUUAAAUGGGAACGGAGGCAUACCUAUAAAGCUGGCUAAAACUCCCGGAUCGCUGCGGGUGCCUAACUGCCUGCUCAGUUGCGAUCGCCGGGAUGAUUCAAUGAAUUAAUGGGAACGACAUAAAGCUAAGGAUCCAGUCAAUGGAAGAAGAAGGCCAAAAGAAAACGAGUAAUGAUUAAUUUUUUUUUUUGCUGAGUUAGAGAACGAAGGGAAACCGGAUCCGACCGAUCGGAGAUACCUAUUAACUAAAUAUAUAAGAAAUUUAUAAUAAAGAAGAGAGAAGGCGAUCAUAUAGGCGAGAGAAGUCAUUUAUACCGAUAACAAUCGAUGAUGCAGCAGCGCGCGAGAGAGAGCGAGUGUGGAUUAUGGAGAAACGCUUAGGAGAAGCUAGAAUGUCACACAAUCAGGUGUCGUGGUGAGAAUGGAUCGAACAAUGGAAAUUAUUUUAACAAAAAAACGCAUACACACAAGCGUACAUUCACAAAACACAAACACACACGAGUCCAUACAUACAUAAUAACAGACAGAAGGAAUAAUUAAAAAAACGGAAGAACGACAGCACUAAUAAAUAAUAGAAGAAAUUGAAACCGUGAUGUAAAAUGUACAAUAUUAAAAAAAACUGAUAUUAACCUGUAAGCUGAAGUUAAUAAGAGACGAAGUGAUUUCCUCAAUAUUUAGCAAAACAGAAAACAAAUCGUCACAUUUGAAAUACGAAAGAAUCAGCAUAUAAAGUAAACAAAGCCAAAUUCGGUCCAAUAGGUGCGCGCAGCGAAACCGGAAACAGAUAUAGCUGUAAUUUUUAGCAUUUGAGAAAGAGAGAGAGAGAGAGAAGUACGGAUGCAAGAAAAAACAAGUCUCUGUUCCAUUUGACAAUUUGCCUGCCGCGGCGGCGAAUUGCGCGGGUAGCUCUUAACAUGUCGUGGUUCCACUUUGGGACCAAGCAAUACUGUGUGCGAAUCGACACAUUCGCGUUUUAUCUACCAGGCUACCCCAGACAACUAAUACAAUGUAAUGUUUCGGUGAGUUCAAAACACAAAAUCCCAUUCAUUCGCUUCCUGUUGCAUUGGAUCUAUAAACAGCAAUCCCCCCUCACCUUACCGGAGAAGAACAGCGGAAUUUCUCCUUUUUCAUGAGGGGCGAAGGGAAUGUUUAGUAGGAUCCCUGCACGUGGAAAUUCAUUUAUUAAACCUAACAAUAGUAUACUCUAUUUAACACCGAACCCUAAGUAGCGCACAAUGACAAUGCUCCAUUAUCAUAAUUAUGGUUAGUAUUUUUUUUUAAUCCUAAAAGUCGCUUAAACCGGAAAAAUGGUGCUAGUCAAGACCUGCAGUCAAAGAUCCUACUUGACUUUUUGACAAUUGUUUUGGUUUUCUCAUGGUCAUACGAAGGUCUUAGCGACGACGACAUGCAACAUUCAUCACUCAAACAGGAGUGCAUCGUCAUUGUUCGCUACUGGUAGGCAGUUCUAUCUCAGAAUAAAAAAUUCGACGCUAAAUUGUUUUCUGUAACUUUUCGUUCAAUUUGAGUUUCUCCAGACAAGUGUAAUUGUUCGAAUAACUCUAAAUAAACUAAUCAAAUCAAUUUAAUUUAUUCGUAUCGAAAAAGAAAGUAAGGUAGUAGUGUAACAGAGUCCCAUCAAUUUGAUUUACCGUCUGAAAGGAUGAUUUUUUGUUAAACAAAAAAAAAACUUAAUACAAUACGACGGUGGUACAAGGUUCAUGACACGGAAUUAGAUUAUGCCACCCCAUCCAGAAGCAGUUGAUCAAUUGCCUCACAUAUUUUACCUGAUGCAAACUUUCCUGUGUCUGUAUUCCACUUAAAGCCGGAAAAUGCUGAUACAACAUCCGUAGUUUACACUACAAUUCCUAUUCAAUAUCAUUGAAGAUAAAAAUGCACGAGAAAGAUUGUAUAAACUACAUACACACAAGCACACCGACAAAAGAAUAGACUAAAAAAAAACAGAAUCAUGAGAAACGAUAUUCGGGUCUAUUUUUAUUACCUACCACUACAACACCAGAAGCAAGAAAGCCAUCGUGAGAACUGAGAAUCGGAUGGUGAUGUUUUUUUCUAAACAAAACAAUAAUUAAUAAAUAGUCACCCGCAGCAAAAAAAAAACUCAAAAUAGGUACAGGUGAAACUCAGUUGUGUAAACAAGUAAACAGUAACAGCAAAGGAAAGAAAGAAAUAUCAAACAUUAUAACUUUAUGGUUGAAAAAAGAAAACAAAAUACAAGAGAGUAAAAAACAAACACAUUUGAAACGAAAAGAAAAGAAAUACAACAGAAAGCAGAGUUAAAAAAUAUAUGAACUCUACCAUUAAAACAGAA